ACAAUAGCUACUGUGCUUGAUUGUGUCAAAUAAAUUUGGGUUGGGUGGCGUGUGAUUUACUGAAACUCACGGGCCCUUGGAACACGAAUAUCAGAACCGAAACUUGACACGGUAUAGUUGAUAGAGUAAGGAGAGACGACAUCAAAAACGCUCAACAGUCGUAUUAUUCAUUCAGUCUUGUGUCAAUUUGAAGACGAACAUCCACGAUGAAGAACUCCUGUUGUAUUUACAGCACUGGGAUACUUUCACUAGUCGUUUUAAUUGUCAGCAUUGCGCUGGUUUUGUCGCAGGUCUUCCAGAACGCAGUCAACGCACGAAUAAAGAAGGAAAUAAUACUGAAGAACGGCACUGAUGCUUUUGAGGCCUGGGAGAACCCUCCUCCGCCAGUGUAUAUGCAGUUUUAUUUCUUUGACCUGAGAAACCCCUCGGAGGUACUUCUAGGAGAGAGGCCAUUUGUGGAGGAGAAGGGACCUUACACUUACAAAGAGUUCAGGCCAAAGGAGAAUGUGAGAUUUUCGGACAAUGACACUAAAGUAUCAGCCACCAUGCCCAAGACAUAUGUGUUUGUGCCUGAGAUGUCCGUGGGACGCCGAGAAGAUGACCCAAUAAGAACCGUUAAUGUUCCUGCUAUAACAUUGAUUGAAAAGUUUAAAACUCACCCAGUGAUAAGUAACAUGAUAUCAUCAUACAUGAAGUCCCAAAAUAUAGGUCUGUUUGUGACCCGUACUGUACAUGAACUACUCUGGGGAUAUAAAGAUCCUUUACUUGCUGUUGUUCACAAAGUUCGCCCUGAAAUUGAUGAAUACUUUGGCCUCUUUUAUAAGAUGAACACCACUGAUGAUGGUGAAUAUGUCGUCCUGACUGGAGAGCAGGACUAUAAAGACUUUGCCAGAAUAGUUGAGUGGAGAGGUGAAAGCUCUCUGGAUUGGUGGACCACCGAAACCUGUAAUAUGAUUAAUGGGACCGAUGCAGCUUCCUUUCACCCACUCAUAACAAAGAAUGAAACAAUCUACAUUUUCUUAUCUGAUUUGUGCAGGUCUCUUUAUGCUACAUUUGAAAAGGAAGUCCAUGUGAAAGGGAUACCCGCCUACAGAUUUGUGCCACCCAAAGAAGUAUUUGCCAAUAUCUCAGUAAAUCCGGCGAAUGCUGGCUUCUGUGUGCCAGCAGGAAACUGCUUGGGAUCAGGGCUCUUAAAUGUCAGCGUGUGCAAGCAAGGUGCGCCAAUUAUUAUGUCAUCGCCACAUUUUUAUCAGGCAGAACAGAAAUACAUUGAUGACGUGGCCGGAAUGAAUCCAAAUAAGGAGGAUCAUCAAACGAUAAUGGAUAUUAACCCGCUCACAGGCAUUCUUGUGAGGGGUGCUAAGCGAGUCCAGGUGAAUGCUUUUGUUGAGAAAAUCGAAGCUUUUAGCCAAACUGGAAAUGUGUCAGCACUGGUUUUCCCUGUGAUGUAUCUCAAUGAGAGUGUGGAGAUUGAUGCCAAGUCUGCAGCCAAAGUGGAGUUACUGGUGUACCAAGCCAAUGUGGUCAUCAACAUCCCCUUCAUAAUAAUGGCCUUUGGGAUUCUUCUGGGGGUUAUCUUCAUUGUAAUGUUAUGCAAGAACCGAGAGCCAGAGGGAACUAAAGAAGAACAAGGACCUCUCUUGCAAGCAUCAUCAUAACCAUGCCUAAAAGAAAAUAUCUUAUGCUCGUGGAAGCUUUUAAAUGCUCGCUGCUUGCAGCUCUGUGGGGGAGGGCUGGCCUUUCAAGGCUAGUCUAAGUUCCUUUCUCUCUACACUGUAACCCCAAUACUGUAAUAUUUACCAGCUUCACUGUACUACCCAUAUAAGUGUACCAUAGUAAAAGCACAGCAUAUGAAAGCAUUGUACAGAAUGAGGUAUAGUAAACUAUGGUAAAUACAUAGUAGAACUGUGGGAGUGGCAUGGUAAAACUGCAAAAAUACAGUGGUACAUUUUUAUAUGGGUAUUGCUUCUAGAAUAAUAUUGACUGCCUGUAUGUACUGCAUGGUAAUGGUUGCUAUUUGAACUGCAGGUUGCUGGUUACAGGCUCUGUAAGUGUUUAAAGUGGAUUUUUGUGCAGCACCAAACUCACUUAAUCGAAUACACUUUUAUUUUUUAUAAAUACACACAUUACUGUGUUAUGAGUGUACAACAAAUAAAAGUUUCUCCUCAAUUACUGGCAUUAUUAUAAACUGUAUAGGUUUUACAGGUUUCCUCUAACUUAUUCUGUAAUUGUUUUUUUUUGUUUUCAUAGUGGAGAAAUCAAAAGGAAAGACUGCUGUAGUACUGUAUCCUCUGAACAUCAGGUUCUGGUCUUUGUUCCAACCAUGUGCUUAAUAAUUUUUGCACAGCUUAGAACUUUUCAAACCACACUGAUUCACUUGACUACCUAUUUACUUUGACACUUGGGGAGUAGUCAUGUCAUUAUUUCACUCCUAGGAGUGUGAAUGUUGAACCACAUUUAAACUCCCUGUUGUGUGUUAAUGCUUUCAUAUAGUGGUUCAGCUAUACAUAGUAUCCCCAUUACAGUCUAACUUCCAUGUUAUUUUCUGCUUGCUUUAAAAUCAAACACUUCUAAAAAGGGAAUGCUUGUCCUUUGAUUAAUUAUUAACUCGCUUCAGAAUUGAUGUAAUGUAUGUCUAAUAACAGAGUUAUAGCUAGUAACAUUCUACAGCUCUUAGUGUGCCUGCUUUAUAGUGUGUCAAACAGGUGAACCCUGUAGGUAAUACUGGAGCUGAAAAGCUAUCAGUUAAACAUAGAUAAGCAAAGUUUAAGAUGUAGUGAUUUUCUAUGCAGGUACAUUAUAUAAAGACCCUAGAAUGGAUGGAAUAAUUAUUUUGUUUGAAUAAUUUAUUUGAAAAGUAUCUUAUCAACAUACUCUCCUUUUUGAAGUAUUUCUUAUUUUGUCAUCAGUACUUGUAGUUAAUACAGUGGGAAAGUAAAACACUCUAACAAAACAAUGCAAUGGAAUGUAUGUUUUAAUAUUGUAUGCACAUAAAUUUAUUGUGCACAUCUAAAUUAGAUAAUUGGUGCAGUGUGGUAUCAAAGUAGUUUUAAGAAUGUAACAAAAGAUAAUAACCAUUGUGUUUUAUUUUUUGACUAAAUUGGUUCUUUGGCAUUUAAUUUUGCAUGUUGGCCUUUUGUAGUGAAUACAAGUCAAAUAAACAUUACAGUAUUCUAAGAUUCUGUAGAUAGCAGGCAAAUAAUUAUAUAAAACUAUUUGCUUUACUACUGUAGAAUUACAGCAUGUAAUGUUUCAUUAAAACAAUGUGAUUGCACUAUGUAGAUUAUUCUGAGGAGAUAAACAUACCGUGUUUUAGUCUACUCAAAAAUGUUCAAUGCAGUACAUUUUGUAAUGUUUCUACGUCAUGUUAACACAAUUUAAGCACAAUGUUUUACAAUUAUAUUCACAAUUUAAUGUAACAAACAUAACAAUAAACCAUUCUAAAAGA
Molecule: messenger RNA, 3448 nt
Organism: Polyodon spathula (Mississippi paddlefish)
Lineage: Eukaryota; Metazoa; Chordata; Actinopteri; Acipenseriformes; Polyodontidae
Product: lysosome membrane protein 2-like
Exons: 12
Coding region: 207-1658 (483 amino acids)
Biological process (GO): protein targeting to lysosome; receptor-mediated endocytosis
Cellular component (GO): membrane; cytoplasm; lysosome
Molecular function (GO): scavenger receptor activity
Source: RefSeq, a predicted model, not a curated record